AUGAGUGAGGCCUUUGAUUGUGAGAACUGUAAGGAGUCUCUGUACGGGCGGAAGUACAUUCAGGUGGAUGACAGUCCACACUGUAUCCCCUGUUAUGACCGCCUGUAUGCCAAUACCUGCCAGAAGUGCAAGGAACUCAUUGGACACAACUGCAAGGAGCUGUACUAUGAAGACAGACACUACCAUGAACACUGCUUCCUCUGUAUGCGCUGCGAACGCUCAUUAGCUGAGGAACCUUUCACCUGCCAAGGAGAAGCCCUACUGUGCAAUGACUGUUACUGCAAUGAGUUCUCCUCACAGUGCGUGGCCUGCAAAAAGACCGUCAUGCCAGGUUCACGGAAGCUGGAGUAUGGGGGCUCCUCGUGGCACGAGGAAUGUUUUGUGUGUGGUGCCUGUGAGAAGCCGAUUGGCUCUCAGGCUUUUAUCCCUGAUAAGAAUGACUAUUACUGUGUGCCGUGCUAUGAGAGCAGGUUUGCCCCGCGCUGUAGUCAUUGUAAAAAGAUUCUGGUCAAGGGCGGCGUGACAUACAGAGAUGAGCCUUGGCAUAAGGAGUGUUUUGUGUGCACGGGGUGUAAAACCCAACUGGCAGGCCAGGCCUUCACCUCACAGGGAGAAGAUCCUUACUGUGUCAAAUGCUUCAGCAACAUUUAUGCACAGAAGUGCUCAGCCUGCAACAAGCCCAUUACAGGGUUUGGUGAGGGGAAGUACAUCUCCUUUGAGAAUCGGCAGUGGCACCAACCCUGCUUCAAAUGUGCUCAGUGCUCGGUCUCUCUCGUCGGGGCUGGCUUCUUCCCGGAAGGGGACAAGAUAGUGUGCAAAGACUGCUUCAGCAACUAA
Chanos chanos (milkfish) is the source of this 837-nucleotide messenger RNA. Its product is annotated as four and a half LIM domains protein 3-like. Gene Ontology annotation, molecular function: actin binding; transcription coregulator activity. Gene Ontology annotation, cellular component: stress fiber; nucleus; Z disc. Gene Ontology annotation, biological process: actin cytoskeleton organization. The coding region runs from base 1 to 837 and encodes 278 amino acids. The transcript is spliced from 5 exons. NCBI's taxonomy places the organism in Eukaryota, Metazoa, Chordata, Actinopteri, Gonorynchiformes, Chanidae. The record is from RefSeq and is a predicted model, not a curated record.